GAACAGGCGCCUCGGAGCUGUAAUCAGUGCAAAGUGCAGCGCCCGUGUCCUGAUAGUUGUGCGCUCAAGGUGGAGUUUUCUGCUCCAUCACAUCUACAACGCGCAGUGCCGAAGCUGUUGUCCUGAAGAGAGGAGGCUGUACUCAACAGGAAGCGCCUGAACAACGGAAACGAGAGUGUUUUUGUAUUUCUUGACAAUUUCACUGCUACUCUGAGCAGAGGAGGUGUCGAUGAACAUGCUGUCAACGCGCAGGUGAAACACAUCUGCUAAUUGCAAGUUCUUUGCUGCUACAACUUUGCAGUCCUCGGAAGAUUUGUUUAGUUUGCUUUGGUUAAGAUUCAUAGAGAUAGUUUUAAAAUCUUGAUAAAUGUCUCGCAAGAAGUCCGCCAAAGGUAAAGCCGCGACAAGCAGCCCGUCUGCGGGCAGCCCCGCCGGGAAAGGGGUCGGGAAGACCGCGAGGAGCAGCCCGGGCAUUGUUCAGAUGAACGGCGUGAUCCAUCCUAGCAGACCGUCCAUCAGCAACAGCAGCGAGUUCUAUGACAUCGCUUUCAAGGUGAUGCUGGUUGGAGACUCUGGUGUGGGGAAAACAUGUCUUCUGGUUCGUUUUAAGGAUGGAGCUUUCCUGGCUGGCAGCUUCAUCUCCACUGUGGGCAUUGACUUUAGGAAUAAAGUCCUGAACAUUGAUGGAGUCAAGGUGAAGCUCCAGAUCUGGGACACAGCUGGACAGGAGCGGUUCCGCAGUGUCACUCAUGCCUACUACCGUGACGCCCAUGCUUUGCUUCUGCUGUAUGACGUCACCAACAAAUCAUCCUUUGACAACAUAAAGGCAUGGCUGACUGAAAUCCAUGAAUACGCUCAACAGGAUGUGGUGCUCAUGCUGCUUGGAAACAAGGCUGAUGCCACUCAUGAGAGGGUGGUGAAGAGAGAAGAUGGUGAGAGGCUGGCAAAGGAAUUCGGAGUUCCUUUCAUGGAGACCAGCGCCAGGUCAGGUCUCAACGUAGAGCUGGCCUUCACUGGUGUCGCUAAGGAGCUGAAGCAUCGGUCUAUAAAGGAUCCCAGUGAGAAGUUUAAGCUCCAGGAGUAUGUAAACAAGGAGAUGAAGACCACCGGAUGCUGCAGGUCUUAAAGCCUGCCCUUGUCAACCUCUGGAUCUGAGAGCAUGUGUAUUCAUGUGCGUGGAUCACUCAUGUUCGUACUCUAAGUUUUCCUAUCUGGCCUGAUCAGAGAUAAGAGUCAGCGCGAGCGAGGUAUAAAUCUUUUUGCCCUUCAUUUUUCUCCACCCUCAAAUCGCCCUCCAUCUGUUGUUCUGCACUCCUCUCACUGCCCUACUCUGAAUUGUCUGUCCUGCUUGUCCUCGAUCAUCUCCAUUCUGCAGCUGUGAAAGUAGCCCCAUGUUGUGGUUUGCAAAAGAUGAAUAUAAACGCUGCAUACCUCAGUUAUUAAAAUAUUAAUGGACAUUUUCUUCCGUAACUGUAGCUGCAUGACAUUUUUUUAACCCAGCAUUGAAUCGGGCACCUACCUUUGCAUUAUCCUGUGUAGGUUUAAUUGAACCAUAAUUUGUGGUCUGUUUAAAAUAUACCUUGUUUUGUAAUGCUAUUUAUUUCUUACAUCCAUUUCAAAUGUCAGUUACAAUUCUGGUUGAAUGUUGUCUUGUUGAAGCGCGUGUGGAUGAAUGUUCAUAUAAUAGAUGUAUAAUGAUGUGUGUUUGGUCCAUGGUCGUUUGUUAAUUUCAGUAAAUAAACAGGUUCCCUGGAGCCAGUUUAGCUCACCAGCAUAAACUCAAUCGAAGCAUUUCCAUGAUUCAGCUGUGUAUAAAGGGAAAUGGGUCUUACUUUUAGUCAUUUUUAUUGCUAUUCUGCAUACAAAGAUAUGAUGUAAAAAAGAGCAUCAUGAGCCACGUUGAAGUAUUUUAUUAGAUUUCAAUUCAUGCUAAUGAAAUAUACAGUAGUUCAAACAAGCAUUCAAAAACAUGGCAGUGCAUGGGUCACAGCACCUUAAACAUUUCGGUAUUUUAGUUGUUACAUUGUUUGAAUCAGGCUCUUACAAACAUGAUGUAAAACAUUUAUUUGCAUGUAAAAAAAAAAGUAACUGCAGCGAAUAGCACUUUAGAUGGUAGAUUCGAGUAUGUGUGCAAUUUUGGGGGUAUAUUGGGGAAAUGAAGACCUACAGUAUGUUGCCUACAGUAUUGUAUGCGACACACAGAUGUGUAUAUUUCUCGUUUUAUUUGUAGUAAAGGGUGUAACAUUUAGUAGGCAGCUUUUUUUCCCAUUCAUGAAUACAUAAAUGGGGUAGAUAGUGCCAUGCUUUUUGAAAUUUUCGUAUGUUUCUUAUAAUCUGUUCACAGGAUUUAAUCUGUUCUUUGUAAAAGAAGCGUAGACCUCUUUUUAUACAAUUUGCUUUGGUAGAUUUCAUCUUAGGUUUAGAAACUGGUAAUCUCUGUACAGUGUGUACUGUACAUUUUCAUAUUUCUUGAAUCUUGAUGUUCACAGUAAUGUAUUAUUGGUUUCACUACUUUUCAAUGUGCAACUUGUUUCCUGUAACUGAAAGUUAACUACAAUAAAACACAGGGAAUGUGGCUUUUAUCCUUAA
This is a messenger RNA of Eleginops maclovinus (Patagonian blennie), 2589 nucleotides long. Its product is annotated as ras-related protein Rab-26-like. Gene Ontology annotation, molecular function: GTP binding; GTPase activity. The transcript has 9 exons. Lineage: Eukaryota; Metazoa; Chordata; Actinopteri; Perciformes; Eleginopidae. Gene Ontology annotation, biological process: regulation of exocytosis. The record is from RefSeq and is a predicted model, not a curated record. The coding region runs from base 368 to 1126 and encodes 252 amino acids.